AAAAGAAAAAAGAGGAAAUAGAUUUCAGAAACCAUUUUCUAAUCUAAUCUCCUCUCGUAUCUCUUUCUCUCUCUACUCGGAAGAAAACUCAAAAAGAGCAGCCGCCGAUGGCGAUGCCAGAGUCAGACCCAGUUAAGAAUCUAUCUUUGCCGCCGGGAUUCCGGUUUUAUCCGACAGAUGAAGAGCUAUUGGUUCAUUAUUUGUGCCGGAAAGCCGCAGGAAAUGAUUUCUCUCUGCAACUUAUCGGAGAAAUCGAUCUUUAUAAGUUCGACCCAUGGCUUCUUCCAAGCAAAGCUACUUUUGGAGAGAAAGAAUGGUACUUUUUCAGUCCUAGAGAUCGGAAAUACCCUAACGGUUCACGGCCGAACAGAGUUGCAGGUUCUGGGUAUUGGAAAGCUACUGGAACGGAUAAGAUCAUUACCACCGAUGGCCGGAAAGUUGGAAUCAAGAAAGCUUUGGUUUUCUAUAUUGGAAAAGCUCCGAAAGGAACGAAGACGAACUGGAUUAUGCAUGAAUAUCGGCUUUCAGAACCAACAAGGAAGAACGGCAGUACUCGAUUGGAUGAUUGGGUUCUGUGUCGGAUCUACAAGAAAAACUCGAGCAUCCAGAAAUCGCCAUCGGGUGUUUGGAAGAAAGAACAGAGUCAUGCUUCUACAUCUUCAUCGUCUUCCCAAUUAGAUGAUGUCCUUCACUCUCUCCCUGAAAUUGAUGAUCAGUUCUUCGAUCUUCCUAGGAUCAACUCUUUCAAGAACCUUCAAUUUCAAGAUGAGAAACUAAACAUCCAAAAUCAAAACCCUUGGAAUGGGAAAUUCGAAUGGAACAACAAUAUGAGCUCGUCGUUUGAACCUGUCAACACCAACCAGAAGCCAGCGAAUGAGCUCUACUUUCCAUCUCUUCCGCCGCUUCGCCAAGUGGAAUCUUCAUCGGAAAAGUUCGAGAGUUCAAUCGAAGAAGAAGUGGAAAGUGGAGUUAGGUCGCAGCAACAACGAUUUGAUAAUUCUAGCUUCUUUCAGCCAAAUUCAAACAUGUUUGCUCAUCCAUUCACUGAUUCACUCGACCCUUAUGGAAUCAAGUAUUCUCUGCAUUCAACAUCCGGGGACUUCAUAUAUCGGCAAUGAAAUCAAACAAAGCAAGGAUUCAGAUUUCUUUCGAGAGAUAAGGAACCCAUGAUCAUCCAAGCUGCAACUCCCCUCGAACUGUGUCAGAUUUAAAAGAACCAAAGGGGAGGAUAGAUACUUGUUGUGGUCCUUAAUUUGCAGGAUCCAAAAUAUAAUUUGCAAGUUCAUUGUAAAUAUUAUUUUUCUCCUUUUGGUUUCACUUUUCAUCCAUUGGAUAUUUGUUAUUGGUUCUUGGAGAUAAUAGAAACGCCCUGAUUCUUUUGUGCUGAGCUUA
This is a messenger RNA of Macadamia integrifolia, 1392 nucleotides long. RefSeq names its product NAC domain-containing protein JA2L-like. Gene Ontology annotation, biological process: regulation of DNA-templated transcription. Gene Ontology annotation, molecular function: DNA binding. The transcript has 3 exons. Bases 108 to 1118 code for a protein of 336 amino acids. NCBI's taxonomy places the organism in Eukaryota, Viridiplantae, Streptophyta, Magnoliopsida, Proteales, Proteaceae. The record is from RefSeq and is a predicted model, not a curated record.